AUGAUGAAAGCAUUUGAAGAUAUGAGCAAAUCCAACAAGGAAAUGAUGGACAGCUCGCUGAAGAGCUAUGCGGCCGUGACCAAGGGCAUGCAGGCCAUCGCCACCGAAGCCACCGACUAUUCGAAGGCUUCCUAUGAAGCCGGUGCCGCCGCUUUUGAAAAGCUGGCCGCUUCCAAGUCGCUGGAAAAGGCAAUGGAAGUUCAGACCGAAUACGCCAAGUCGGCUUAUGAAGGUCUGGUCGCUCAGGCCACCAAGAUGGGUGAACUCUACACCGAUCUGGCCAAAGAAGCCUACAAGCCCUUCGAAGACGACCAAUCGAAACCGGAGAUCAUGGACAGCUUGCCGGAUACCAGCAAACCACACCGCGUGCCCGCCCGCACGAACAUGUCGCCGAUCAGGGCCGCGGACGGCGACGAUGACCGCGAAGGCGGCACCGGCCGCGGCACCUCGGUCAUCACCCGAACCGAACCAAAGACCAAGAAACCAAGCCUCUACCGGGUGCUCCUGCUCAACGACGACUACACGCCAAUGGAAUUCGUCGUCCAUGUGCUCGAGCGCUUUUUCCAGAAAGACCGUGAUCAGGCCACGCGCAUCAUGCUGCAUGUGCACAAUCACGGCGUCGGCGAAUGUGGCGUCUACACCUAUGAGGUUGCCGAGACCAAGGUGACCCAGGCACUGACCUUCGCCAAUGAACGCGAACAUGAAUAUGCAACCCUUGAGCAUCUGCUGCUCGCGCUGAUCGACGACAAGGAUGCACGCGCCGUGCUCGAUGCGUGCAAUGUCGACAUGGAUGCGUUGCGCAAGACGCUGUCGGAUUAUGUCGACAACGAUUUGUCCAAUCUGGUCACCGGCUAUGAUGAGGACGCAAAGCCGACCGCCGGCUUCCAGCGCGUCAUCCAGCGCGCGGUGAUCCAUGUGCAGUCCUCGGGCCGCGAGGAGGUCACCGGCGCCAAUGUGCUGGUGGCGAUCUUCGCCGAGCGCGAGAGCCACGCCGCCUAUUUCCUGCAAGAGCAGAACAUGACCCGUUAUGACGCGGUCAACUACAUCGCCCACGGCAUCGCCAAGCGCCCCGGCGCCUCGGUCGCCCGCACGCCGAACGGCGCCGACGACGAGAACGAACCCAACCAGGCGAACGAGGGCGAAGAGGGCGCAAAGAAGCAGGAAAGCGCGCUCGGCGCCUAUUGCAUCGACCUGAACGCCAAGGCCAGGGGCGGCAAGAUCGAUCCGCUGAUCGGCCGCACCGACGAGAUCAACCGGACGAUCCAGGUGCUGUGCCGCCGCUCCAAGAACAACCCGCUCUAUGUCGGCGAUCCGGGCGUCGGCAAGACGGCGAUCGCCGAAGGGCUCGCCAAGCGGAUCGUCGAGGGCGAUGUGCCCGAAGUGCUGGCCGACGCCACCAUCUUCUCGCUCGACAUGGGCGCGCUGAUCGCCGGCACGCGCUACAGAGGCGAUUUCGAGGAACGGCUCAAGCAGGUCGUCAAGGAACUGGAAGAAUUUGACGGCGCCGUCCUGUUCAUCGACGAGAUCCACACCGUGAUCGGCGCCGGCGCGACGUCCGGCGGGGCGAUGGAUGCGUCCAACCUGCUCAAGCCGGCCCUGUCGAACGGUGCGAUCCGCUGCAUCGGCUCGACGACCUACAAGGAGUUCCGCCAGUUCUUCGAAAAGGACCGCGCGCUGGUGCGCCGGUUCCAGAAGAUCGACGUGGUCGAGCCGACGCUCGACGACGCGGUCGAGAUCAUGAAGGGGCUCAAGCCCUAUUUCGAGGACUUCCACAAGGUCAAAUACUCCGACGAUGCCAUCAAGUCGGCGGUCGAACUGUCGGCGCGCUACAUCAAUGACCGCAAGCUGCCGGACAAGGCGAUCGACGUGGUCGACGAGACCGGCGCGCGGCAGAUGCUGGUGCCCGCCAAGAAGCGCAAGAAGACGAUCAAUGUCCACGACAUCGAGGAGACGAUCGCAACGAUGGCGCGCAUUCCGCCCAAGUCGGUCUCCAAGGAUGACGAGAAGGUGCUUGCGAACCUCGAAAAGGAACUCAAGCGCGUCGUCUACGGUCAGGAUCUGGCGAUCGAGGCGCUGGCGUCCUCGAUCAAGCUGGCCCGCGCCGGCCUGCGCGAGCCCGAAAAGCCGAUCGGCGCCUAUCUGUUCUCCGGCCCCACCGGCGUCGGCAAGACCGAAGUCGCCAAGCAACUCGCAAGCUCGAUGGGCGUCGAACUGCUGCGCUUCGACAUGAGCGAGUAUAUGGAGCGGCACACCGUCUCUCGCCUGAUCGGCGCCCCGCCCGGCUAUGUCGGCUUCGACCAGGGCGGCCUGCUGACCGACGGCGUCGACCAGCAUCCGCAUUGCGUGCUGCUGCUCGACGAGAUCGAAAAGGCCCAUCCGGACCUGUUCAACAUCCUGUUGCAGGUGAUGGACCACGGCAAGCUGACCGACCACAACGGCAAGCAGAUCGACUUCCGCAACGUCAUCCUGAUCAUGACGACCAAUGCGGGCGCCGCCGAAAUGACCAAGAACGCGAUCGGCUUUGGCUCGUCGCGGCGCGAAGGCGACGACAUGGAGGCGAUCAACCGCCUGUUUACGCCCGAGUUCCGCAACCGACUCGACGCGAUCAUCCCGUUCGGUCCGCUGCCGGUGCCGGUGAUCCACAAGGUGGUGCAGAAGUUCGUCAUGCAGCUCGAGGCGCAGCUGUCCGAGCGCGGCGUCACCUUCGAUCUCGACAAGGCUGCCGUCGCCUGGCUGGCCGACAAGGGCUAUGACGAGCGCAUGGGCGCGCGGCCACUCGGGCGCGUCAUCCAGGAGCAGAUCAAGAAGCCGCUCGCGGACGAGGUGCUGUUCGGCAAGCUCAAGACCGGCGGCACCGUCAAGGUCACCGUCGCCAAGGACGAACUGGGCGAGGAGAAGCUCCAGCUCGAGGCCGUCGCCGAUGAGGUGCCGGUCAAGCCCAAGCGGGAGACGCCGGCCAAGCGCAAACCGCGCGCCAAGGCCAAGACCGCGACGACCAAGGCCAAGCCCGCCGCCAGCAAGCCGUCGACCAAGGGCGAUGGCGGCAGCUCCGCUGCGGCGCCCGGCAAGGGCGGCGAUUCCGGCGAAGCCAAGGCCUCCCGCUCGGCGGUGCCCCGCGUCUUUUCGCUGCCUGCCCUGAUGCUGAUGACGGCAUUUGUCGGCUUUGCCGGUUUUGCACGCGAGGCCGGCCUUCCCGCCGGGCAGGUCGUUUUGAUGACGCUGAUGAUCUGGGCGCUGCCGGCCAAAUUCGUCCUGGCCGCCGCCAUCCAGUCCGGCGCGUCGCUGGCCGCCGCCUUCAUCGCCGUGACCCUGUCGUCGGCGCGGCUGAUGCCGAUGGUCGUCUCGAUCGUUCCCGAAAUGCGCACGAAGGGCACGCGCACCUGGGUGCUGGUCUUCCUGUCGCAUUUCGUAGCGAUCACAGCCUGGGUCAUCGCGAUGGAUCGGUUCCGGGAGGUUCCGCGCGAGUGGCGGACGACGUUCUUUGCAGGCCUCGGCUGCACGCUGACGCUCGGCAACACCGCUUUGGUCGGCGUGGUCUACGGGCUCGCGCCCAGCUUGCCGGCGGAGCUGCUCGGCGCGCUGUUCUUCCUCACGCCGGUCUAUUUCCUGUGCUCGCUGUGGGGGUCCGCGCGCGAGCCGUCCGGCCAGUUGGCCAUGGUUUUCGGCCUGCUGCUGGGGCCGGUCUUCUACCUGCUCGUGCCAGGCGUCAGCCUUCUGGCGACCGGCGCGGUGGCUGGCGUUGCGGCAUACGGGGCAGGGCGCUUUGCGCGCUGGUGGGCCAACCGGACAUGA
This is a messenger RNA of Effrenium voratum, 3792 nucleotides long. NCBI's taxonomy places the organism in Eukaryota, Dinophyceae, Suessiales, Symbiodiniaceae. The record is from the annotation of a GenBank genome assembly.